Molecule: messenger RNA, 1086 nt
Organism: Trichophyton benhamiae CBS 112371
Lineage: Eukaryota; Fungi; Ascomycota; Eurotiomycetes; Onygenales; Arthrodermataceae
Product: C6 transcription factor, putative
Exons: 1
Coding region: 1-1086 (361 amino acids)
Biological process (GO): regulation of transcription by RNA polymerase II
Molecular function (GO): zinc ion binding; DNA-binding transcription factor activity, RNA polymerase II-specific
Source: RefSeq, a predicted model, not a curated record
AUGACUAGCAAGUGUGAUGAAACCAAGCCGGUAUGCCGCAACUGCGAGCGUGUUGAGGAGCCCUGUAUCUAUGACCGCCUUCCUAAAGAUGAAUCUAUGGAAGCGGGUGAGCCCGCAGAAACGAAAGACCGGCGGAUCCUGGAGCUCAAAUUGAUGCAUCUUUAUAUCACUGAAACUGGGCCGACAAUUGCGUUCGACCCGGAGACAUCUUAUGAGGUCUUUGUUGAUGCUCUCCCGCGCAUGGCCUUCCAGUCGGACGGACUGCUGUACAGUAUCUAUGCAGUCACCAGUCUUCAUCAAACAAGAAAACUACCGUCCAAUAUCUCCGAAUCCUCUAUGCUGGAGCAUCACCAUCGUUAUCUACAGCUUGCAUUCAAACAUCAUCAUAAAGAGCUUAUUUCCUUUUCAAAGGAGAAGGCCGAUGUGAUUAUGCUUACCACUCAUCUGAUGCGUCUUGUAGCCUUCGUGAUGCUCUCAGAACGGAUUCUGGAACCUUAUGCGCCUCCCAUAGAGUGGCUUCGCAUAACUAGCAGCAAUGCGAAGUUCUUUCAAACCGCCAUGGAAGCUAUUGGGGAUGAUCCCUCCACCUGCACAGCCAAGCUAAUCAGAUCAACCCCACUAACAUUGGACGAGGAUAAUGCCCAGCACGAAUUUCCUGAUCCUCGACCAAGCUUUGAACAUAUCUUGACUGCUCGAAGCAAGGAUCCUGAUGACAACGAUGACCCGGCUUUCUGGGAUGAUGGUGUCAGGGUUGCGUACGAGGGAGCCAUGGGAUAUCUCGGCAGUAUAUUCCGGAUACUUCACAACUACGAUGGACCCCCCGGCCCGAUACGACGGCGAAUUGUUGUUUUCCCCUUUAUCGUGGAUCCUCGCUUCAUCGAUCUUGUAGCAGAGGGUCGUCCACGGGCCCUUGUUAUCCUGGCUCACUUUUUUGCGCUGAUUGUGUUCUUGGAUACCUAUUGGUUUGUCGGCAACACUGGGGCUCGGGAAGUCCGGGCGAUAGCUGCGCACCUUCCACCCUUCUGGCAAGGUCUAAUGGGGUUCCCCCUUUAUAUCGUCGAGAAUGGGUUCACUUGCAAACGAUGA